UGACUUGCGCUUUCGCGGAAACCGAGAAACAGGGAAACGCCAUAUUGACAAGAGGCGGUUUAUUACUUUUUCGUGAAAUGGGUAUUUUUCGUUCGAGCGUGGAUGCGAUGAUCCACUAUUAGUGAUAGAUUUUUCCAUAAACGAUGUACAUAUUAAGUUCUCGUCUUAGGAAUAGAUCGCUUAUUGCACAUGAGGCUUCGGCAAUCUGGUUAUCCUAAUGGGAUUAUAUAUAAAGUAGACGUGAUGAGGCUAUAAGAGCAUGUCAGUCACCACACCCAGCAGCAAUCAACUGUGAUGCCCGUUUGGAAAAGUGUCUGCCUGUAGUACGUGUGUGUGCGUUUCGGUUCGGAAAUCGGCGUGGAUGAUAGCAGACACACAGUGGCCCCCUCUACAAGAGUAUGACCAUGCAGUGCUGCCAGUCAGAUGAGGCUCGGGAACAGAAAAGAAUUAAUGCUGAAAUCGAAAAACAGCUACGUCGUGACAAACGUGAUGCUAGACGCGAACUCAAACUGCUCCUGCUUGGUACAGGAGAAUCAGGCAAAUCUACUUUCAUCAAGCAGAUGCGUAUUAUUCAUGGGGCAGGUUAUUCAGAUGAUGAUAAAAGAGGGUUCAUUAAACUCGUUUACCAGAACAUUUUCAUGGCUAUGCAGAGUAUGAUCAAAGCAAUGGAUCUCUUAAAAAUUCAGUAUGCAGGUUCUUCUAGCCAGGAAAAGGCGGAGUUAAUUAAGGGCAUUGAUUAUGAGACAGUGACGACAUUCGAGCCACCCUAUGUCGAUGCCAUAAAGGAUUUGUGGAAUGAUGCUGGUAUCCAGGAGUGCUAUGAUAGACGAAGAGAGUAUCAGCUAACAGAUUCUGCAAAAUACUAUUUAAUGGAGAUAGAUCGGGUGGCAGCGCUCGAUUAUUUACCGACUGAGCAAGAUAUACUUCGAGUCAGGGUCCCAACCACGGGUAUCAUCGAGUACCCAUUUGAUCUUGAUGAAAUCAGAUUUAGCUAUCUUAGCGACCUAGAGCGGAUCCGUGCUUCAGAUUAUCUGCCCACUGAACAGGACAUUCUAAGGGCGAGGGCGCCGACCACGGGCAUCAUCGAAUACCCGUUUGAUCUCGACAGCAUUAUUUUUAGGAUGGUCGACGUCGGAGGCCAGCGAUCAGAAAGAAGGAAAUGGAUCCAUUGUUUUGAAAACGUCACUUCCAUUAUAUUUCUAGUAGCUUUAAGUGAAUACGAUCAGAUUCUCUUCGAGUCGGAAAAUGAGAAUCGUAUGGAAGAGUCCAAAGCCCUGUUCAAAACGAUCAUUACUUACCCAUGGUUUCAGCAUUCUUCUGUAAUCCUGUUUUUAAACAAGAAGGAUCUUCUAGAAGAGAAGAUCAUGUACUCACAUCUCGUAGAUUAUUUUCCAGAAUAUGACGGUCCGAAACAGGAUCACAUUACCGCUCGAGAAUAUAUCCUUAAGGUGUACCUGAAAGAAAAUCCUGAUCCAGAACGCCAGUGUUAUUCACAUUUUACUACAGCCACAGAUACUGAAAACAUAAAACUCGUGUUUUGUGCUGUCAAAGACACAAUCAUGCAAACUGCUCUUAAAGAAUUUAAUUUAGCUUAAAUGUGAAGACACGGAGAACAUCAAAUUUGUAUUCGCCGCCGUGAAAGAUACAAUAUUACAGUCCAACCUAAAGGAGUACAACCUGGUUUAGAACUCGUUUUACCAAAAAAGAAAAAAUAUUGUGAUCCGUUAUGGACAUCUUACCAUUUGCAGAGAAUAAGCGUAAAUAUAUAAAUAUAAUAUAAAUAUUAAAUGAGAAAAAAGAA
Cylas formicarius (sweet potato weevil) is the source of this 1801-nucleotide messenger RNA. Its product is annotated as guanine nucleotide-binding protein G(q) subunit alpha. The transcript has 11 exons. Bases 399 to 1595 code for a protein of 398 amino acids. The record is from RefSeq and is a predicted model, not a curated record. Lineage: Eukaryota; Metazoa; Arthropoda; Insecta; Coleoptera; Brentidae. Gene Ontology annotation, molecular function: G-protein beta/gamma-subunit complex binding; guanyl nucleotide binding; G protein-coupled receptor binding. Gene Ontology annotation, biological process: phospholipase C-activating dopamine receptor signaling pathway; adenylate cyclase-modulating G protein-coupled receptor signaling pathway. Gene Ontology annotation, cellular component: heterotrimeric G-protein complex.